AUGGAAGCGGUCAUAGGAAGGCUUGCCGCGGAGAGUAUACAAGGGGGGCGGGAGCGAGCAAGGCUCGUCAGUGUUCUUCAUGAUCUCAGUCUUUGCUUGUCUGUUCGCGCUGCGGCCGAGGUGUGCUCUCCGACCCAAUGUAUUCCAGGCACCUUCAACACCACCCUGGGGGCAUCCUUCUCCUCUGUCAUUCUUUUACCAGGAACAUACUCUUCUGACUCGGCUGCCUCUAAACUUGUAUCGAUAUCCGAUCCUCCUUCAACACCUUCCGGAAUAAUCAUUUCCAACUCGUCAUCGUUCCCUUAUACCGUCUCCGUGUCUUCUGGUGCUCUUGCGUUUGGGGCAAACCACUAUGUCGGCGAUUCAAUCCUCGUCGCUUUGUCAUCAAACCUGUCUUCUCCUCGUCUACCAGCGUCUGUGGCUGUUCCCCCCAAUACUGCUGUGACUUUUCGCUCGGCCUCUUCGCAGUCUUCCCUCGUUAUUUUCGCUUCCGUCCCUGACACGGCCCAGCUCCCCUUGACCGCUCCAGACUUGACCUUUUCCGCCGUACAGUCCACAUCCUGUUCUCCGGCGUGUGCAUCAGGAGGUGCGUGUACAGCAAAUGGUACAUGUGCUUGCGCGCAGGGGUUUUCGGGAUCUCAGUGCGAACAAUGCGCACCUGGCUUCUUUGGACCCACAUGCCAAAAGUGUCAAGACGCAUGCUGCGACGAUGGGAUGGCCGGUUCUGGAAAAUGCCUAGGCUCGAAGAACAAAACUUCAUCCGACAUCUGUGGGUGUGACAAGGGCACGUGUGGGAGCGAUGGAAGAUGCACCUGCAAUGCUGGCUGGGCGAGUCCCACGUCUGGUCAAAACUCAACCGUAAAGUGCAGCGUGUGCGCUCCCGGUUUCUUCCAAGAUGCUUCUGGUGAAUGUCAAGUGCGUCCCUUCAACCGGCUCUACCACUACGACCUGCCCCGACGGCCAAUUUCUCGACCCUGCGACUUCGACUUGCUCCUCAUGCUCUCCCAUAUGCAAGACUUGUACUGGGCCCCUAUCAAUCCACUUGCCCUUCAACCUGUACUUCUUGCUCCAUCCCAUCCUUUUCUGUCGUUUCGACUCCCGCCCAGAUCACCUGCUCCGCUUGUCUUCCAGGCUUCGUACUCACGCCCUCUAAACGAUGUGAACGUACCUGUCCGGCAGGAACCUUUGUCAGUCCCCAAGAUGGAUUCACGUGUACUCCGUGCGAUGGAUCUUGUGCCGAAUGCGCCGGAGAUGCUACAUUUUGCACUGCCUGUUCGGGAGGUCGCGGCGCGCUGGAUGGGAAGUGUGUAG
Molecule: messenger RNA, 1311 nt
Organism: Rhizoctonia solani
Lineage: Eukaryota; Fungi; Basidiomycota; Agaricomycetes; Cantharellales; Ceratobasidiaceae
Product: TNFR/NGFR cysteine-rich region family protein
Exons: 5
Coding region: 1-1311 (436 amino acids)
Source: RefSeq, a predicted model, not a curated record